UCGUGUUUCGGGCCAAAGCCAAACAUUAUCAUUUUCAUUUUUCUCAUCAAUAAAUAAAAAUAGCAACUAAAUAGAGCGAAAUUAACAGUAUACAAUAGUUGCUUGCAGUGCACACAAUACAAAAAAAAAAAAAAGGAAUACAUUUUUAAAUCAAAUUAUAAAAUCAAAAGUGUAAAGUGCAUUACGGUUGCAAGCAUAUCCAAGCGCCAAUUAAUUAUAAAAACAAAAAACAACUCCCACAAUGUCUGACGGUAUCACCCACGGUGGAGGCAACGGCAGCAAUAACAACACCUCCGAUGGCAGCAGCUUGGUGGCGAAGGACGUCAGUCAAAGUGCCAUCACGCAGGACCUGUUGAACAAGUGGCGCGAGAACUUUUACAGCGAACCGAAGAACCUGCUGGCUCAGAAUGUCUGCUCCAGAGUGGAUCCGUUCGAUGUGUGCCUGUCGCGCAAGACGCUCGAGACGACCAAUCAUGUGUUCAACUUUAAGGUGGAAACGGAGGGCAAGCCGGUGACCAACCAGCGUAGCUCCGGCCGCUGUUGGCUAUUUGCGGCACUCAAUUGUAUACGCCUGCCCUUCAUGAAGAACUACAAUCUGGAUGAGUUUGAGUUCUCGCAGGCGUUCCUCUUCUACUGGGACAAAAUCGAGCGGUGCAACUAUUUUCUCAACAACAUCGUGAAGACGGCGAAGCGUGGCGAGAAGGUUGAUGGCCGUCUUGUUUCGUUCCUGCUGCUCGAUCCUACCUCUGAUGGCGGCCAGUGGCAUAUGCUGGUCAAUCUGAUAACCAAACACGGUCUGAUGCCAAAGAAAUGCUUUCCGGAGAGCUUUAGCUGCGAGUCCAGCAUACGAAUGAAUGCCAUACUGAAGAGCAAGCUGCGCGAAUAUGCACGUCAUUUGCGCGUACUGCUGGAAAAGGAGCCCAGCGAUAAGGAGAUCGCCUGCAAAAUCCAAGAGCAAAUGUCCGAAAUUUACAAAGUUGUCGGCAUUUGCUUGGGCAUACCCGCCGAGACCUUCACCUGGGAGUACUAUGAUAAAUCAAAGAACUAUCAGUCAAUUGGGCCCAUCAGUUCGCUGGAGUUCUACGAGCGCUAUGUGAAGCCGCAUUUUAAUGUCGAAGAUAAGGUGUGCCUGGUCACUGACCCGCGUCCAACUAGCAGCUACGAUCAAGUCUAUACGGUCGACUGUUUGGGUAAUGUUGUUGGCGGCCGUCCCGUUCUAUACAACAAUCAAAAUGUUGAUCUUUUGCUGGCGAUGGUCACGAAAUCACUGAAAGCUGGCGAAGCCGUCUGGUUUGGUUGUGAAGUUAGCAAGCGUUUCGCGUCCAAGCAGGGCAUUGAGGAUGUGGAUGUCCACGAUUUCAAGCUGGUCUUCGACAUCGACAUACAAACAACAUUCUCCAAGGCGGAUCGUCUUAUCUAUGGCGAAUCAGCCAUGACCCACGCCAUGGUAUUCACAGCCGUCUCAGUCGAUAAAAAUGGCGUGGCGCAUAAGCUGCGCGUGGAAAAUUCCUGGGGCGAGGAUCGUGGCGAGAAAGGCUACCUGGUCAUGUGCGCCGAUUGGUUCAGGGAGUUUGGCUUCGAGGUGGUCGUCGAUAAGAAGUAUGUGCCCGAUGAUGUGAUGCGCGUAUUUGACAUGGAUCCCAUUGUGCUGCCUGCUUGGGAUCCCAUGGGCACAUUGGCGCAAUAAAUUAAUGAUCAGCCAAAUGGGAAAGCUUUACAAGAACAAAAUUAACAAUAACUAACAGUACUGCAAGCAAUAAUCCACAAAUACUUAAAAUUGUAUGUUCAAUUUCAGAGAUAAUUUAAUUUAAAGUCUUAGCCAGAUUUCUAUAUA
Molecule: messenger RNA, 1834 nt
Organism: Drosophila virilis
Lineage: Eukaryota; Metazoa; Arthropoda; Insecta; Diptera; Drosophilidae
Product: bleomycin hydrolase
Biological process (GO): response to toxic substance; proteolysis; L-homocysteine catabolic process
Cellular component (GO): cytoplasm
Molecular function (GO): cysteine-type aminopeptidase activity
Source: RefSeq, a predicted model, not a curated record